GCGGCAACUUGCACUGAGGAAGAGCGGACCUUUGCGGACGAGGUCCCCUCCGUCUGCAGGGUCCACAUUCGGCAGGAGAUCCUGUCGGCUGACUCCGAGGAGGAUGCUGCGGAGACCACGGAGGCCCAUCGCAGAAGGCUGGAUGAGCAACAACCUUCACAGUCCUUCCAGAUCUUCCACCCGGAGGCGGCCAAGGCCCUUCGCAUUCAAUCGGAGGCCCUUCAGGGCCUCUCAGCAGCCGACCUCAAGGCGGAGCGCGCCCAAUCCGAGGAGGCCGAACGGGAGGAGAAGGGCACGGCCUUCAUGGAAAAGUUCGCCCUCAACCCUGUGGAGCUCUCGGCCUGGCCGGAUGACCUCAAACGGAAGCUGGAAAGGGGCACGGUGGCCACCGCGGCAUCUGGGGAGGCUUCAACUCCUGGUGCCAUUGGCCCAGCGGUGACCGGCCCUGGCCUGGCGACCCUCAAUGAGAUCGACGAGGAGGCGAGGAAGCUGGCCAUGUUGCUUUGGGCUUUGAAGGUGCACCGUGGUGAACUCCGCAUGUUUGGCGGGGUCUGGCGCCGGGUGCCUGAGUUUAGUCCGCCGCUCCCGGACUGGGCACAGCCAAAACCUGGGGCACUCUCAGUCAAGGAGGUGGACCGAUACCGGGCAUUGGAGAGGCGGACUCACCCAAGUUCCUUCGGCUCGGACAUGGUGGAGCCCUUCCACUACACAGAUCAGGAGGAUGAGAAGUGGCGACGGGAGAGCCGCACGUGGGACCUGAAGUCCCUCAUCCACAUCUACUCGAUGCGGUACACCUUCAAGUACAUCUACAGCCUAUAUGGUGCAGUCUCCCUUUGGCCAUUGAAGCCAAGCAGCGAGGCAAAGAUGCUCCGGGAUCCGCGCUCUGAGGCCCGUAAGGAGGCCAGCUCAUUUCUUGCUGCCCUGGGCCUGGACAAGCCCGCGGACAAGGACGAAUGGCGCACGGUGCUCCGCGAGAUGGGCUCCUUCCUGGCAACCAAGGUCUUCCUGACCAACUGCCCCGCGCCAGUGAUGGAGAUGCCCGUGGCCCCGGUGCACAACAGCAAAGAGGCCAUGCGCUUCAGGGCAAUCUGCGAUGAGCGGAUCACCAUCCCCGCUGGACGCCUUGAAGCAGUCCCGGCCUCGGAGGCCUACUCCCUCUAUGCCAAGCUGCGCUACUCCCAUGAUACCAUUCUGGCACUGGGGUGCACCCCACCCCCAGGUGCCUCUGGCCCUGAGGGGGGCCCUGCCCCCAUCCAGCGCGACAAAUCCAGGGAGCGGGUGGCAAACAACAUGGAUGUGGGCAUUCAGCAGCUGGACCAUGGCAGCGAGACCCUGCCUCCUCCGGCGGCCCCGGCCAAUGUGACUCCUCGUUACCCGCGCCUCACAGCCAGCAAUGUCACCUCCAUUGUGGGCAAAGACUGGCGCAAGAAGCACUACCCGGGCGCCAGCAAGGACCGCCACUUCUUUUGGGGCGAGGCCGAGUGCGGCCUGAUCCUUCCCAGCAGCCGCUUCUUGCAGAUCACCGGUGAACAGCGGGGAUCCCUGGCCUCCCUCCAGCUGGUGCUGGACGAGCCACCUGAGGCCUUCUACAACAAGUGGAUCAAGGAACGCAUGGAGUUCUACAAGCGGGUGGAGCCCUGCGCUGCCCCCAGGGAUGAGCGCCUGGAGCUGGUGGGCAAGAUGAACCAUCGCCUGCGGUUCAGCGCCAGCAACAACCUUGGGGCAGUGUCCGAUGCUAUCUGGCAGGUCAUCCUGAGCAACGAAGAGAUGAAGGGCAUCCGGGCGAUCCAGCAAGUGGCCCAGAAGGUCACAGCA
Molecule: messenger RNA, 1815 nt
Organism: Durusdinium trenchii
Lineage: Eukaryota; Dinophyceae; Suessiales; Symbiodiniaceae
Source: the annotation of a GenBank genome assembly